AUGAGUACUGGCGGAAGGUUCAUCAGGUGUUCUGGUCUUAUUCUGUCGGGACCGGGUGCCGUACGAUUUCUCACCUCUCACAUAAUAGCAUGUCGUAUUUCGGACGGGAGAAUCUCUGGAGUGACAUGUCCGUCUUCCCUCAGAUGGUCUUCCUUUAUCGCCACUCUGCAAAGCCUUGCGAGCUCGGACUGGAAUGGAAGAAUUACAGAAGAAUGGAAGAAUUACUGGCGUCCGCUCGACCAGUUCGAAGAUCAACGGGAGUCAAGUGGUUUCGAUCACCGUCUCUAUCGUGCAGAAACACGACCUAGCCACACGAUGGGCAAGAACAUGUGCUAUCAACAACGAAUGAGGAAAGAAGUAUACGACGACUGCGAGGACUCCUUGCGCCAAGGUGACUGGCACAUUGAAGAGGACACUGAAGUGUGA
Molecule: messenger RNA, 426 nt
Organism: Necator americanus (New World hookworm)
Lineage: Eukaryota; Metazoa; Nematoda; Chromadorea; Rhabditida; Ancylostomatidae
Exons: 3
Coding region: 1-426 (141 amino acids)
Source: RefSeq, a predicted model, not a curated record